CUUUUAAGUCCCGUAAGGACCACCCAAAAAUAAUGACCUCUUUCUCAAAAAAAAUGAAAUGGAUAAUGUAGUUCUAAUUAGAGGUUCAAAAGUUCUUCCAUUGCAUCCCUCUCAUAGUUACUAAUCUUUAGCUCUCAACACUCAUCUUCCUAACCUAAACUUGUGCAAAAUUCAUAGAAAAUGAUCCAUGUAAAAUCUAUUCAUUCCUCUUUAACACCUACACAACAAGCUUCUUUUAAUAGAACAAGUUUGUUUAGGAGGAAAAAGACCUUCAUUUCCUUAUGCAAGUACUCAAGAAAUUCAGAUUCAGAUGGUAAAGGAGAUACGCGUAAACAAGAAUUGCUUGCCACAAUUGUUCAGCUUCAAACACAGAAAGUUCGUCUAACCGAAUACUUAGAUGAAAGAUCUGCAUAUCUAACACAGUUUGCUGAAGAAGCCAAUUGUGAAAUGGAACAGAUUGGUGAAAAUGCCCUUAAAGAACUAGAUGAAGCUGGUGCAAGGAUAAUGGUGAAUAUAGAGAACCAAAUGCAAGCUUUUGAAGAAUCAGUGGGGUUGAACAAACAAGAGAUAGAAGAGAAUGAAAAAAAGUUAACAGAUUUUGAAGGCCAAAUGGAGGAGGAAAGAAAUGAAAAAAAGUUAACAGAUUUUGAAGGCCAAAUGGAGGAGGAAAGAAAUGAAUGGCUUUUCUUUAAGAACUUAAGGCAAAGACGAAUCGUGGCCGUGGACAAAGCAAAAGCUAAGGAGGAGAUGGAGAAGAUUAAGCAACUUAGUAGAGAAAAUGCUGGAUCGACGACUAGAAGGACUGUUUACCUUGCAUUUAUAGGCCUUGUUGUAGUUGGAAUUGCAGAUGUUUUCAUCUCUUCGUCGUCUGACUGGAGAAAAGGUGCAGUUCUUGGGAUUAUUUUGGUGUGUUUGCUUUCUCAAGUCAUCUAUGAGCAGAGUGUUUUAUCAGAAACAGACCUGGAGGGAAAACAGAAAUCAAAAGAAAACAAAAAGUAAAAUCCUAUCUCUUUUACAGAAAACAACUAGUAUUGUCGCAUGAGUUAUAACCUCAACUAUAAUUGUAUUACUCAAGGCUCAUAUAUCAUGCCAAAAUUUAUCAUGCAUCAUGCAAAUUUGGUGACACCACCGUAGCCGCCAACGUUGGAUAUGUAUCGGUUGCUUUAUGUCGAUCAAAGGAACGAUACUUUCUGAAUUCUAGAGAAUAUAGAAGUUGUAGGACCUCAGAUUUCUCAAAAUCUAAGAGGAAAUAGUUUCAAUUGAUGCAAAGAUUCUUAUUCGAAAUACUCGGGGUGUAUCAAUAAUCAGAACAGAAUACAUCUGUCCAUAAGAAAACAAAACUAAUUAGCUCCCUGGCA
Molecule: messenger RNA, 1358 nt
Organism: Solanum lycopersicum (tomato)
Lineage: Eukaryota; Viridiplantae; Streptophyta; Magnoliopsida; Solanales; Solanaceae
Cellular component (GO): chloroplast
Source: RefSeq, a predicted model, not a curated record